AGAAUAAUAAUUCCCAUUUUCUAUAAAUUGGACCUCCCAUUUGCACAACUUACACACACACACACACACAAAAUAUUAUAACACUGCGAGUUUUUUAAUUUCUAUAACAGUAAAAGAGAAAAAAAAUAGUAUGUCUCAGGGAAGAUGCAGUGCACUCGUGGCGGCGGUGAUGCUAGCAGCAAUGGUGGUGGUUUUCCACUGUGAAGUGGCUGAAGCAGCCACCUUCGCGGUCGGCGGCGGCGGCGGCUGGACCUACAACACCGUCGGCUGGCCUAAAGGCAAGCGCUUUAGGGCCGGUGACACACUUGUGUUCAACUACGGGUCAGGGUACCACAACGUGGUGGCGGUGAACAGAGCAGGGUACAACGGGUGCGCCACCCCCGCCGGAGCAAAAGUGUACCAGAGUGGAAAUGAUCAGAUAAAGCUAGCCAAGGGCACUAAUUACUUCAUCUGCAAUUAUCCAGGCCAUUGUGAAGGUGGUAUGAAGAUUGCUGUCACUGCUCUCUGAUUGAUUUCUCUAUACAUACAUAUGUGUGUAUGUAUAUGUAAUGUAAUGUGUGUGUUUGUUUUUGUGUUGGUUACUUUCUAUAUGUAAUAUUAAGGCACUACUUUGUUGGAGGUAUGA
This is a messenger RNA of Erythranthe guttata (spotted monkey flower), 625 nucleotides long. Its product is annotated as basic blue protein. Gene Ontology annotation, molecular function: electron transfer activity. The record is from RefSeq and is a predicted model, not a curated record. Gene Ontology annotation, cellular component: plasma membrane. NCBI's taxonomy places the organism in Eukaryota, Viridiplantae, Streptophyta, Magnoliopsida, Lamiales, Phrymaceae.